This is a messenger RNA of Schizosaccharomyces cryophilus OY26, 1633 nucleotides long. RefSeq names its product SBDS family ribosome maturation protein Sdo1. NCBI's taxonomy places the organism in Eukaryota, Fungi, Ascomycota, Schizosaccharomycetes, Schizosaccharomycetales, Schizosaccharomycetaceae. The coding region runs from base 684 to 1424 and encodes 246 amino acids. The record is from RefSeq and is a predicted model, not a curated record. Gene Ontology annotation, biological process: cytosolic ribosome assembly; ribosome biogenesis. The transcript is spliced from 2 exons.
AAUUCUAUAAAAAAAGUUGCAAAAGACAUGGAAAAAUUACAAUUGGACUGCUGUUUCUUCGCAUAGUAUUCUCGAGAAACUGUUUAUCCUUUGCUUUGUUUAUUCGCAUAGACAAGGUGAAAACUAGAGGAUAAAGGUGGGAUAAAUCCUUGAAUUUUGUAUGAGGAAAAGUUCGGAUGAAUUGAAAAACUUUUUCUAUAUCGAUCACUUUAUCUGGGCAAAUUUAAGUGCAAAUACUUAGACUUUUCUCUACAAUACUUUUAUCUGACCAUUUUGGUUUUUCGUUGAUUUUGAGCUUUUUGCUUCUUAAAAUCUUCUGCUUCUUAAGGUCGAUGAAUUUGGACUUGGAAAAUACAACUGAUGAUUCAAGUGUCAACCACAGGAUUGAAUAUGCCCUUGUUUCCUACACGGUUCAACCUUAGUUGACUUUCACCGUAACAACCUUCUGUGUGUGUAUUUGCUUACAUUUUAGUUCAAAGAAAGAAUAUUAGCAUUCCUUCUUCCUUCUCUACAUUCCUUUUAUUCGAUAAACACCAAGUCUUGAGUUUGUUUACUAAUGAACGAUUCCCGAAGAAUGUUUAACUUUGUUAUUUCGAAUAGCGAAAUAUGUUGGGAUGCUCUAUUUGUUCGUCAGGCAGCUUCGCUCAUGUUUUGACUAAAACAAAAACCUUCCUCCUAGCAAGAUGGGAGCAAUCAAUCAACCUGUUGGACAAAUUCGAUUGACAAACGUAUCUGUUGUGAAGUAUAAAAAAGGUGGAAAGCGCUUUGAAAUUGCUUGCUACAAAAACAAAGUUACCGAAUGGAGAAACAAAAUUGAAACGGACCUUGAUGAAGUUUUGCAAAUUCAUAAUGUGUUCAGUAAUGUCUCUAAAGGCCAUGUAGCUAGUCGACAGGACUUGAAAAAUGCUUUCGGCACAGACGAUGUUGACGCUAUCAUCUUGGAAAUUUUACAAAAGGGGGAUUUUCAAGUUGGUGAAAAGGAAAGAAGCCAUCAAAUGUCUGCUACUUUCCGUGACAUUGUUUCACACGUUACUGUCAUGUGUGUUGAUCCCAAUACACGCCGUCCCUAUCCUGCAUCCAUCAUUGAAAAGGCUAUUUCAGAUUGUGGAUUUUCAGUUUCUAGCAAGAGCGCAAAAUCUCAAGCCUUAGAAGCAAUUCGCAAGCUUCAGGAGAAGGGGGAGAUUCCAAUUGUACGUGCUCGCAUGCGUAUUCGUGUUGUUGUUGAUAUCAAACAAGGAAAGCUUUUGCGUGAGAAAAUUCGCUCUUUGGCAGAUCAGGUCGAAGAAGAAAACAUGGAUGAUGAGUAUGAAUGCGUUGCCCUUGUGCUUCCCGGGAAUUACAAAACACUGGACGAGCUAAUUCGUAACGAAACAAAGGGUCGUGGUAUGGUGCAACUUUUGGAUAUGAACGAGUCAAGAGGAUAAAAAAGUGGUGAUUAGUUUCUUCCCUUUUUUGAAUAAAAUAUAAUACUCAUUUAGAAAUCAACAUGCAUCAUCAUGCUUUGUGCUUGAUGCGUUUGUUGAAUGCUAAUGUUCUGGGAAUGGAUUUCGGUUUUCUUUGGAUUUUUCAAUCUCAAAAUGUUAAUUUAUAUAUUUCAAUAGAUGUUUAUCUCAAUAAACAAUUACAAAAUUAC